Molecule: messenger RNA, 2058 nt
Organism: Symbiodinium necroappetens
Lineage: Eukaryota; Dinophyceae; Suessiales; Symbiodiniaceae
Source: the annotation of a GenBank genome assembly
AUGUCACCCAACACGACUUCCAAUCACAACGGCGGAGGUGCGAGCUAUGAUCUCAGGGCCAUUUCCGACAAGGAGCCGCUGACCAUUGGGAACGAGCACGGCGCCAAAACGGAAGAUGCGGAGCAUAUGGACGUUGACGGCCACGACACCAAUAUGGCUAACGAGCACGUGUUGGUGGAGAAUAAGAACCACAUGGGCGACGACGACGGCAACGACAACACCGACUGCAUGGACAUGGACAACAGGCAAGGCGUGGACAACAACAGCGGUGACAACAACAAGAAGGAGGACCACGCCAACGACAAUGCUUCGGACGGGGAGAAGCGCAUCGCAUCACUCGAGUACCAGGCGGGGGCAUUCUCCGUGACUCAGGAUGGUACCAUGGAUGUUCUGCGCAGAAAUUCCCGACCAAAGUCAAUGGGAAGGAUGCCAAGGGCCUGUGCACUGGGCAACCGCUCUUUCCUGCGCUUCGACAGGGGCCGUGGACAUGGAAAAGGCCGUCCAUUCUCUCCUGUACUCCCGGGUCAUCACGUGGUGUGGUGGUCCCUGGAGCAAAAGGAGAAAGGUGUGAAGCGUGGUACAUCUGCAGCCUGGACGGCUGAAGAAGAUGAACGUCCUGAGGGGGUCAAGUUUGUGAACAAGUUCACGCCCAAAGAUGGCUCGGAAAUCAGCAGAUUGGGGAAGACUCCUCUGCUCAUCGUGCUCAGUCUGGCUUUGGGUCGCUAUCACAUUGCCCGCCUGGAGUUGGAGGGGUUGAUUUUAGACGACCUAUCCAUGGAUAAGAUCGAUGCUGCGGAUCUCAAGCCUCCGAAACGGCAUGCGGUGUCCUCGAACCUCCUUGAAGAUGAUGAACCUCCAUUGGACAUUCGACAAACCAGCAUCACUUCCGAUGAGUUCGUCAAGCUUACAAGGAAGUUCUUCGACUCCUACAAGCGAGCGGAUGCGAUGGCGAUUUUGAAGCGGUGCGUGGUCAUGAUCUUUGGAAAACGUGGGAUGUACUUGCGGUUGCCUAGGCUCAUCCACUGCAUCCAUGAGGGAGACUUGCACGUGGACUUAUUCACCGACCGUGACAAGGCCUACUGUGCCAAAUACAAGCAAGGCAUCCAUGAACACCCUCCCACCUUCGAAGAGGAUAUCGAAUGGGAACAGAACCCGUUUCAGCAGGGAAUGGAACAACUACAGCUUGCAUGUCGGCCCGAGACCUACCUUGGUGAAGUCAACAAUGCCAUUGCUUCGCGGGUGCAGGAGAAGCACAACUACGACGAUCCCGACGAGGAGGACCCGAAGAAGUCGGGAGCGUUCUUAGUCACUUCUAAGAGGAGGAUGCUUUGCCGAGCGGACGCCGACUCCGGGAACUCCUCCUUCGUGCGUUGGCAGGCUUUGCUGUGGCCAAGCGACGACACCUUGCUUUUCCAACCUGACGACACAGUCCGCGCCAUCAGCGUCGACAGCCACUUUGGUAUCCAUCGGCCACUCUGCAACCUGGAUCCGCCCAGAACGGUUCAGCUCAAGGGUCAUCCGCGCACGAAGAAAGUUCUGCUCGAACACGACCGAACCUGCGCGUGUCGCGCCAAGGAUUGCGUCAGGCUGGCGGCUGGUACUACCCAGCGGACCGCAGGAUGGCGGUUCGCGGCAGACCCGAGCAGCAGACGCAUACUUGGGGCAACAGAGCAUUGUCAGAACGAGAACAAUGCCGAGAAAGCCAAGCUGCUCAGAGCAGUGAUGGGGAUGGACAAGGUCGAAGCCGACUUGCUCAUCCACGAUGACGCGUGCCACCUUGAACAGUUUAUCAAAAACAAGAAGUACUCGGAGCACUUUACCAGCAUCCGAUACUUCGUCGUGGAUGUCUUCCACAGAAGCAAUCACCACUGUCACAAGCGCACGUGGGCGCCAGCCGAGGCGAAGCGUUGCCGCCACAUGCGCACCAACGUUUCCGAGUCUGUGAAUGCUUGGGUUCGGAGUCUCAACUUCUUCUUGAACAAUCUGCGUCCCCGAUCGCAUCGAAUUUUGGGUAGAGAAUGCUUCUGGCAGAGCCAGAAAGAUCUCCAUUUGUUCUAA